Aureococcus anophagefferens is the source of this 3676-nucleotide messenger RNA. RefSeq lists its product as hypothetical. The record is from RefSeq and is a predicted model, not a curated record. The transcript has 2 exons. Gene Ontology annotation, molecular function: ATP hydrolysis activity; ATP binding; ATPase-coupled intramembrane lipid carrier activity. Lineage: Eukaryota; Pelagophyceae; Pelagomonadales; Pelagomonadaceae. Gene Ontology annotation, biological process: phospholipid translocation. The coding region runs from base 1 to 3642 and encodes 1213 amino acids. Gene Ontology annotation, cellular component: plasma membrane.
AUGGCCGUCGCGGAGGCCUACGAGCGCGUGGCCAAGUUCGUCGACGACCUGCUCACCUUCGACGUGGACCCGGAGAAAUGGCGCGUGCUCGAGGUGAGCAUCGGCGGCGAGCUCGGCGCGGGCGACUACAGCGACAACUCGAUCACGACGCACAAGUACAACGCGCUGACGUUCCUCCCGCGGUCGCUCUUCGAGCAGUUCCGGCGGACCGCGAACCAGUAUUUCCUGCUCAUCAGCCUCCUGAUGAUCAUCGGGACGUACACCGACCUCUUCUACUCGCCGCUGACGGCGUGGAGCACGAUCGGCCCGCUGUCCCUGAUCCUGGCGAUCACGAUGACCAAGGAGGGCAUCGAGGACCUGAAGCGGCACAAGAGCGACGAGCACGUGAACAACUCGGAGGCGCGGAUCCUGUCGAACUCGCCCGAGACGCCGCCGGGGACCGUCGAGACCGUCGCGUGGAAGGCCAUCGCGCCGGGCCAGAUCGUCCUCGUCAAGGACCGCGAGGAGAUCCCCGCGGACCUGGUGCUGCUCUGGAGCAGCGAGGGCGCGCAGUGCUACGUGGAGACGUCGAACAUCGACGGCGAGACGAACCUGAAGAUCAAGCGGCCCGCGACGGACUCGGCGAACGCGCCGCUGUUCCCGCACCCGGACAAGUCCAAGGGCGUCGGCAUGACGCUCGAGUUCGAGGCGCCCUGCGGCAAGGUCCACAGCUUCGAGGGCACGCUGAAGCACGCCGGCGGCGAGAUCGCGCUCGACGCGUCGCAGUUCCUCCUCCGCGGGAGCACGCUCCGGAACACGAAGCUCGCCAUCGGCGUCGUCGCCUACACGGGCAAGGACACGCGCCUCGUGCGCAACUCGCGGGACGUGCCGUCGAAGCUGUCGGAGCUCGAGCGCGUCGUGAACAACAUGGUGCUCUUCAUCCUCGGCGCGAUGGUCUGCAUCACGACGAUCUCCGUCAUCGCCUACUGCCUCUGGAACGAGAGCAACAAGAAGGACCUCUGGUACAUGUGCUACCGCUACAAGCAGGACGGCGUGCCCGCGCUCUUCGACGAGAACUGCAGCAACAGCGACGACUACAGCAACGGGUCCAUGUGGUUCACGUUCUUCAUCCUCUACAACAACUUCAUCCCCAUCUCCCUCUACGUGACCAUCGAGAUGAUCAACUACUGCCAGGCGGCGUACGUCGACGGCGACCUCGAGAUGUACGACGAGGCGUCGGACACGCCCGCGCUCGCGCGGACGUCGAACAUGAACGCGGACCUCGGCAUGAUCGCGCACGUCUUCAGCGACAAGACGGGCACGCUCACGCAGAACAUCAUGAAGUUCAAGCGCUGCGCCGUCGGCGGCGGCGUCUACGGCGGCGAGACCGUCGACCCGCCGCGGCGCAUCGAGGCGCUCAAGCAGCUCGUCAUCACGGGCGACGGCGUCGAGCGCGACUUCGCGGCCAUCAUGGCCGUCUGCCACACCGUCGUCCCCGAGGUCCGCGAGGACGGGACCACGGGCUACCAGGCGGAGUCGCCCGACGAGGAGGCGCUCGUCGAGGGCGCCUGCGACCUCGGCCUCGCGUUCGCGUCGCGCACCGUCGACGUCGUCGACGUGACGCUCGCGUCGCCGAGCGGGACCAAGGGCACGUCCCUGUCCUACACGGUCCUCGCGACGAUCCCCUUCGACAGCACGCGCAAGCGCAUGUCGGCGAUCGUGCGGCUCCCGAACGGCAAGGUCCGCGUCAUGACCAAGGGCGCCGACAACAUCGUCUUCGGCCUCGCGGACGCCGCGGCGGGCUACGCCAGGGUCCCCGGGGGGCGCGAGGCCCUCGACGCGGACCUCGAGAAGUUCGCGCGCGACGGCCUGCGGACGCUCGUCCUCGCGCAGCGGGACGUGAGCGACCGCGAGUACAAGGCCUGGGCCGAGGCGUGGCACGCGGCGGAGACGGCCCUGGGCAGCGCGCGCAAGGAGAAGCUCGUCGCCGCGGCGGCGCUCAUCGAGAAGGACCUGGCGAUCGUCGGCGCGACGGCCAUCGAGGACAAGCUCCAGGACGGCGUGCCGUCGACGAUCGCCGAGCUCGCCAAGGCGGAGAUCAAGCUCUGGGUCCUGACGGGGGACAAGAUGGAGACGGCCAUCAACAUCGGCUACAGCGCGCGCCUCCUCACGCCCGACAUGUACCUCGUCAAGCUCCCCGUCGAGGGCGCGGACGCGGGCCCGCUCGGCGACUACGGCGUCGCCGCGCAGCUCGAGGCCCUCGAGGCCAGCGACCACCUCGCCCUCAUCAUCGAGGGCGCGACGGCCCUCGAGGCCAUCCUCGGCGACGACGACCUCGAGAACCGCUUCCUGCGCCUCGCGAGCUGCUGCCGCGCCGUCGUCGCGUGCCGCGUGUCGCCCGCGCAGAAGCGGAUCCUCGUCGGCCUCGUGCGCCGCAAGACGAACCCGGCGCCCAUCACGCUCGCCAUCGGCGACGGCGCCAACGACGUCGGCAUGAUCCAGGAGGCGAACAUCGGCGUCGGCAUCAGCGGCAAGGAGGGCCGCCAGGCCGUGAACAACGCGGAUUUCGCGAUCGCGCAGUUCCGGUUCCUGAAGCCGCUCCUCUUCCACCACGGCCGCAAGAACUACCGCCGCAUGUCCAAGGUCAUCAUCUACAGCUUCUUCAAGAACAUCGUCCUCACCUUCGUCCUCUUCUACUUCCAGGCCGACUGCGCGUGGAGCGGCACGUCGUUCUACGAGAGCUGGGUCUACAGCGGCUUCAACUUCUUCCUCGGCCUCAUCCCCCUCGCCAUGGGCUUCUUCGACCACGACGUCGCCGACGCGACCGUGGACAAGUACCCGCGGCUCUACGCCGCGGGCCUCCACCGCAUGGACCUCAACGUGACGAACAUGGCCUACGGCACGCUCGAGGCCAUCGCCGCGUCGCUCGCCAUCUACUACCUCACGCGCGAGGUCUACUGGCGGCCCAUGUCCAUCUGGCAGGACCACGGCAAGGCCAUGGACGUCUGGGUCCUCGGCACCGCCGUCUUCGUCGGCAUGGUCAUGGCCAUGAUGGCCCGCGCGUGCCUCCUCGUCGACAGCUGGAACGAGGUCCAGCUCGUCUUCGUCGUCCUCCAGCACCUCAUGCUCUUCACCUUCAUCAUCUUCAUGGCCCAGGCCUACGUCGCCUGGUACGGCUUCCUCGACUACGACUACUACGGCGUCGCCUACCACGCGUACGCGCUCCCCGUGUUCUGGCUCGUGAGCUGCGUCCUCGUGCCCGCCGUUGUCUCCGCGCUCCAGAUCCUCGUCCUCGGCGUCCACCUCGACUUCUUCCCCUCCAUCAACGACAUCGGCAAGGAGCUCGACCACGGCCACGUCGACGGCGAGCACCUCCACCACCACCCCCAGCACGCGUUCAUCCGGCUCCGCGCGCCGGCCUCCGUCCACGCGCUCGUCGCGUCCCUCUUCGGCACCACCGACUCGGCCCGGUCGACCUUCGUCACCCGCGAGUCCCUCCGCGACGUCCACGCCACCAUCGGCAAGGAGCAGUCCAAGAAGCUCGGCAUCCACGAGGACGUCGCGUCCUCCUACGCGUACGACGUCGCCUCGGAGACCAUGGGCGCGGGCGCGGGCUCGCACGACGAGGAGAAGAUGUCCCCGGAGAACGCCGACGCGGUGUGAUGGCUCGCCGCAUUUUGUAAAUUACUACGAUCGC